CAAGCACAUAGAGUCCAUUGCCAGAGAGAGAGAGAGAGAGAGCAUAGAGAGAGCAGUACUGAAGGAUGGGAUCCAAGCAAGAAGCUAAUUACUUGCCUCAUAUAGUUUUGAUCCCAUGUCCACUACAAAGCCAUAUAAAAACCAUGCUUAAAUUGGCAAAACUUCUGCACUACAAAGGUUUUCACAUAACAUUUGUUAACACAGAGUUUAAUCACAAACGUUUCUUGAAAUCAAGAGGCCCUAAUGCCCUUGACGGCUUGCCCAACUUUUGUUUUGAAACCAUCCCUGAUGGCAUCCCUUCUUCAGAUAUUGAUGCCACGCAAGAAAUAGAUUCUAUUACAGUUGCUGUUCAAAAUAAUAUGUUAGCUCCGUUUAAGGAACUUCUUGCAAAACUUGUGAAUCCUCCGGUGACUUGCAUAGUUUCUGAUGCUUUCAUGCCGUUCACCAUCACAGCUGCUGAAGAAGCUGGACUCCCAGUUGUGAUGUUCGUCACCAUGUCCGCAUGUGGAUACAUGGGAUACAAACAACUUCAUGGCCUCAAGGAGAAGGGCUUCGUUCCACUUAAAGAUGAGAGUUAUCUAACAAAUGGUUAUCUUGAAAACACAAUUAUAGAAGGGAUUCCUGGUAUGAAAGCCAUCCAACUCAAAGAUUUUCCAUUUAUUCGAACAACAUGUGAAAACGACCUUUCAUUGAACUUUGUAAUUGGAGUUGCUGAGACUUCUGUUAAAGCUCAGGCAAUUGCUUUUCAUACUUUCGAUGCAUUGGAGCUAGAUGUUUUGCAUGGCCUUUCCACUAUAUUUCCUCGUGUUUAUUCCAUCGGUCCAUUUCAGUUACUUCUCAAUCAAAUUCAAGAUGAUGGUUUGAAGUCUAUUGGUUACAAUCUAUGGAAGGAAGAGAGUGAAUGCCUCCAAUGGUUAGACACCAAAGAGCUCAAGUCAGUGGUCUAUGUGAAUUUCGGAAGCAUAACAGUGAUGACAGCUGAACAACUGGUUGAGUUUGCCAUGGGGUUAGCUGAUAGCAAGAUCUCAUUCUUGUGGAUUAUAAGGCCGGAUUUGGUUAUCGGUGAUUCGGCAAUUUUGCCAGCUGAGUUUGCAGUGGAAGCUCAAAAACGUGGUUUCAUGGCUAGUUGGUGCCCACAAGAGGAAGUACUAAACCAUCCAUCAAUUGGAGGAUUUCUAACUCAUAGUGGUUGGAAUUCAACUGUUGAAAGCUUGUGUGCUGGGGUGCCCAUGAUUUGUUGGCCUUUUUUUGCUGAUCAGGCAAUAAACUGUAGCUAUGCUGGCAGUGAAUGGGGAGUUGGCAUGGAGAUUGAUAACAAAGUCAAAAGGGAAGAAGUAGAGAAGCUUGUAAGAGAGUUAAUGGAAGGAGAGAAGGGUGAGAAAAUGAGGGGAAAGGCCAUGGAGUGGAAGAAGCUGGCUGAAGAGGCUGCUGCCCCUCAUGGUUCGUCAUCCAUUAAUUUAGACAAGUUCAUAAGUGAAAUAUUACAAUCCAAAACUACUUAACUCGUGAUCUUUUUAAAAAAUACUUUUGUAAUUACAUUUUAUGAUUGUUUGUUGGCGAAAAGAACAAAAUCAAGGUUUGUGCUAGUUGUGUUGAUUGUGUAA
Molecule: messenger RNA, 1604 nt
Organism: Populus nigra (black poplar)
Lineage: Eukaryota; Viridiplantae; Streptophyta; Magnoliopsida; Malpighiales; Salicaceae
Product: 7-deoxyloganetin glucosyltransferase-like
Exons: 2
Coding region: 66-1502 (478 amino acids)
Molecular function (GO): UDP-glycosyltransferase activity
Source: RefSeq, a predicted model, not a curated record